Molecule: messenger RNA, 1633 nt
Organism: Loxodonta africana (African savanna elephant)
Lineage: Eukaryota; Metazoa; Chordata; Mammalia; Proboscidea; Elephantidae
Product: melanoma-associated antigen 10-like
Exons: 2
Coding region: 1-1521 (506 amino acids)
Biological process (GO): negative regulation of transcription by RNA polymerase II
Cellular component (GO): nucleus
Source: RefSeq, a predicted model, not a curated record
AUGCGUCCUCAGGUCAGCAGAGCAGAGGAGGCCCAGGUGCUGCCAGGAGUCAAGAGAAGACCUGUAAGUCAGCCUUUGUCAGAGCCGCCAAAGUUGAGUUUCUCACUUGAGGCCUCUUACGCUGUUCCUCUAUCUCCUGCAGGCUCCCAUCACGCACCUUCCUACCUGCUGUCCCUGACAAGAGCCAUCAUGCCUCAGGAUCAGAAGAGUGAGCACUGCAAGCUUGAGCAAGGCCUUCAGGCCCAGCGUGAGACCCACGGCCAGGAGGGAGCGCAGGUUCCUGGUGGUGAGGAGGAGGAGGCCAUGAGGGCCUUGUCUGCCUCCGCUGCUAACUCCUCCUCCUGCUCUCCCCUGACACUAGAGUCCCUGAUAAUGGAGGAAGGGUCUACUGCUGGGGCAUACAGUUCACCUCAGAGUCCUCAGCGAACCUGCACCUUCCUCUCUGCCAUCUCAGCCGCACAAGCGACCAUGUCAGCUGAGGGCCCAAGCAGCCAAAUAGAAGAGGAAGCCAGCAGCCAAGUAGAGGAGGGGGCUGGCAGCCCAGUAAAGGAGGGGUCCAGCGCCCAAGUAGAGGAUGGAGACGGCAGCCAAGUAGAGGAGGGGGCUUGCAGCGAAUUAGAGGAGGGAGAUGGCAGCCAAGUAGAGGAGGGGGCCGGCAGCCCAGUAGAGGAGCGGGCCAGCAGCCAAGUAGAGGAGGGGGCCAUUGCUCUGAGGGCCCUGCCGGACACUGAGCCCUGGCGAAGAAACCGGCUGGGCCAGAAGGUGAUUCAUUUAGUGAAGUUCUUGCUCCUCAAGAAUCGAAGGAAGGAGCCCACCACGAAGGCAGAGAUCCUGUCUCUGGUCAUCAGAAACUACAAUAGCCAUUUCCCCGUGAUCUUCAGGAGGGCCCUGGAGGUCAUGCAGCUGAUCUUUGGCAUCGACAUGAAGCCAGCGGGCCCCACUGGCCACUCGUAUGUUCUGGUCCCCACACUGGGCCUCACAUACGAUGGGAUGCCACCGGGUGGUGUCCCGAGCGCACCCAAGACCAGCCUCCUGAUCUUGGUCCUGGGCGUGAUCUUCCUUGAGGGCAACUGUGCCCGUGAGGAGAAGAUCUGGAAAGUGCUGGGCAUGAUCGGUGUGUAUGCUGAGCAGGAGCACUUCAUCUACGGUGAGCCCCGGAGGCUCCUCACCCAAGACUGGGUGCAGGAGAGGUACCUAGUGUACCGACAGGGGUCCAGCAGCCUUCCUGGCUGCUCAGAAUUGCUGUGGGGCCCGAGGGCCCACGCAGAAACCAGCAAGAUGAAAGUCCUGGGGUUUCUAGCCAAGGCCAGCGGCACUGACCCCAGUUCCUUCCCAUCCCACUAUGCAGAGGCUCUGAGAGAAGAGGAAGAGAGAGGCCGAGCCCCAGUUGCAGUCAGGGCUCGCACAAGGGCCGUGGGCUGUAUCCAUUCCAGGGCCACGUCCAGCACCUUCUCUUGCCCCCUGGGGCCUGAGGGCGACCCUCCCUCUGUACUCGAAGAGGGGGGUCACCAGGCCAAGUAGCAGAGGGCCUGGGUGGGCCAGGGGACACGGCACAUAGCACCUUUGUGAACCUGUUCAUCUUUGUGUUUCCUUGGAGGUUUUCAAACGGUGUUCCUUUUCAGAGAAGGUUUGA